Messenger RNA from Macaca mulatta (Rhesus monkey), 2306 nucleotides. The record is from RefSeq and is a predicted model, not a curated record. Lineage: Eukaryota; Metazoa; Chordata; Mammalia; Primates; Cercopithecidae.
AGAGGCUUUGGGGCGGGGGCGGAAAGAAGGGCGGCCCGCCAGGGGGUCCGUGGACUCGCUUUGGCCUCCUCCGAGGCGGGCCGGCGAUGGCCGCAGCUGUGAGGCGAGGUCGGGUCCCGUAGCGGCGCGCAGCCUCCUCGGGGGACUCGGGGUCCUGGUUGGUUUCCACAGCUCUUCCUAAGGCAGAAGAAUAGAAGGAAGGUGAUGUGAUGUGAUGAUAGAAUUUGUGAUAGCCAGGCAACAACUUUUCCUGAUUCGGCAUGUUAAAAAAUAAGGGUCACUCAUCUAAGAAAGAUAACUUGGCAGUCAAUGCAGUUGCUUUACAAGAUCACAUUUUACGUGAUCUUCAACUUCGAAAUCUUUCAGUUGCAGAUCAUUCUAAGACACAGGUACAAAAGAAAGAGAACAAAUCUCUAAAAAGAGAUACAAAGGCAAUAAUAGAUACUGGACUUAAAAAAACUAUGCAGUGCCCCAAACUAGAAGAUUCAGAAAAAGAAUAUGUUCUUGAUCCCAAACCACCACCAUUGACUUUGGCACAGAAGUUGGGCCUCAUUGGGCCUCCACCACCUCAGCUGUCAUCUGAUGAAUGGGAGAAGGUGAAACAGCGCUCCCUCCUGCAAGGGGACUCGGUGCAGCCGUGCCCCAUCUGUAAAGAAGAAUUCGAGCUUCGACCUCAGGUGCUGCUUUCAUGCUCCCAUGUGUUCCACAGAGCAUGUCUUCAGGCUUUUGAAAAGUUCACAAACAAGAAAACGUGUCCUCUCUGUAGAAAGAACCAGUAUCAAACCCGAGUGAUACACGAUGGGGCUCGCCUGUUCAGAAUAAAGUGUGUGACCAGAAUCCAAGCCUACUGGAGAGGAUACGUUGUCAGAAAGUGGUACAGAAACCUGAGGGAAACAGUACCUCCCACAGACGCCAAGUUAAGAAAAAAAUUCUUUGAAAAAAAGACACAAGACUGGAAACCAGCUUAAUUUUUCCCAUCUCCCGGGCUAUACGUAAAUGAAGACAUCUGCUGCACAUCUCAUAGUAAUGAAAACAGAAGCCACCUGUAAAAGUAAAGCCCCCACAUGCUACCAUUGUAUUGAGUACCUCGUGGGGUCAUCACAGUGAGCCUCAGAGCUAACUUCCACGUCUGCCCUUCCUCUUAACCACUACUUAUGUUUCAGUUUUACUUUUGGGGGACUUAUUUAACAAUUCCCAUUCCUUGUCCCCAUACGAAAAGGACCGUCCUGCCCCAUCAGCCCGUGGCUUCAGGCGAACAGCAGCAGCCCCGAGGCUGUCAUAUGAAAGCCUGAGAAGAGCUGUAGCAUUUAUAAUGGCACAGCACACAGUGGGUGCUGGAAAUUCUGUAUUUAUUAUCAGUAUUAACUCAUUUCCUAGAAUAUGGAGAUGAGUUACUGUGUGUUUGGCCAGUCUGUUCCUUCCUGAGAGCAGUGUCUCUCAUCUUCAGAGAUCGUUCAUCUCGGGUGUUCCUUCUCAAUUUGGUAAAGAACUGCCAUGCACAAUUGCUUCAUCCUUCCUUUACAUUCUUUCCAGUUUUUUAUCUUCACUCGCUGACAGUCAGUCUUGUUCUCUAGGCUACUCUUAGUAAUUUCUAAUAUGUCAUAGUAGGUUGUCUCUUAGAAGUGAUCUUUUGUCACCUCUUACAAAAUUUUAAUUAUAGAUUUGAUAGUCAUUUUACCUUGUAUAUAUAAAUAUUUUUCACGUGCACACAUCAUUUUAUAAGAACUCUCGAAGAUAAAGGCCCACUGAAAGUGUUGGUGGUCUCAGCCCAUUGCACUGGACGAGAACUGGCCCAGGUUGCUGGAAACAAGUGAAGCAACCAUUACAAUGUGCCUUGUGUUAUCUUGUAAAGUAGCCAGUGAAAGUUAAGUUUCAGCGUUCAGUGCUCAGGUGUUCAGAUACUGCAGCCUUCAGCUUCAUGGAAAAAGGAAACGAAAAAUAAAAAGCAAGUGACCAAGAGCAAUCAGGGCAGGGAGACCUAAUCAAACAGGUUCCUCAGUUUCUAAUUCAGUCUCUCCCACAGAGAGAUGGAACUUUACAAAGCCGAUCCAUAGCUCUGUCCCACCGGACGUUGGGUCCGCGGCCCUGUGGCCAUCCUACCUCCCCACAAAUCCUGUUUUUUUUAAUCCCUGGUUCAUCCUGUCUGCUGCCCCCUCAUCCUGAGUCCUCGUCGCUCUGCACACCCUGCUGUGAUCCCCACGUCUGCUCUUCUGAGCACACUCAUGCCCACACCACCCCCCGCCAGAAUGUCCUGUCUGUUCCUGCUGGUUCCCUCUGCCUUGCUUAAAAUGUGCCAGUUUUUCAAA